This is a messenger RNA of Helianthus annuus (common sunflower), 2248 nucleotides long. RefSeq names its product nuclear poly(A) polymerase 4. The record is from RefSeq and is a predicted model, not a curated record. NCBI's taxonomy places the organism in Eukaryota, Viridiplantae, Streptophyta, Magnoliopsida, Asterales, Asteraceae. The transcript has 14 exons. Gene Ontology annotation, molecular function: poly(A) RNA polymerase activity; RNA binding. Bases 199 to 1989 code for a protein of 596 amino acids. Gene Ontology annotation, cellular component: nucleus.
AUAAAAACACACUGAUUGAAAAAAAAAGUACAUCUCACCGGAAAUUAAGACUUUGACUUGAGUCCCCAAAACCCCAAUCAGAAACCCACCGGAAAAUUCCACCUGAAAACAGUUUCAGUUCCGGUUCACGCCGGUCUACGAUGCACUGCGUGACGUCAUUCUCCCUCAGGUUUGUUGUAGAGUUUUGGUUGCUUUGAGAUGAUGGAUUUUGAUAUAGAGAAUGGUUCUUCACCAACACCACCGCCACAAAAGGCGUCUGUGAAGAAAUAUGGUGUGGUGGAACCGAUAUCAUAUGCUGGACCGACCGAAGCUGACAUUCACAGGAAUGCAAUGUUGGAAAAGCUUUUGAGGGACUCUGGGGUUUAUGAGGGUGAAGAAGAAACUGCAAGAAGAGAAGAGGUUCUUCGUCGUCUGGAUCAGAUUAUUAAAGAUUGGGUGAAGCUGUUAACCCGCCAAAAAGGGUAUGUAGAAACAAUGGUUGAGGAAGCUAAUGGUAUCGUUCGUACCUUCGGGUCCUAUCGCCUAGGGGUACAUGGUCCCAACGCUGAUAUUGAUACACUAUGCAUUGGGCCAUCAUAUGUGACACGAGAGCAUGAUUUUUUCGUUAUAUUGCAUGAUAUUUUGUUUGAGAUGGAAGAAGUAUCAGACCUUCAGCCGGUUGACGAUGCACAUGUUCCUGUAAUGAAGUUCAAGUUCCAAGGAGUAUCUAUCGAUCUUCUCUAUGCGAGUGUAUCUUUACGGAUUGUUCCAGAAGAUUUGGAUAUCUCUCAUAAUUCUGUUCUGUACAACAUUGAUGAGAAAACUGUUCGAAGUCUUAACGGAUGUCGGGUUGCUGAUCAAAUUCUUAAACUUGUUCCAAAUGUGGAGAACUUCCGCACAACACUUAGAUGUUUAAAAUUUUGGGCGAAGAGGCGUGGCGUUUAUUCAAAUGUUAUGGGGUUUCUCGGUGGUGUGAACUGGGCUCUUUUAGUUGCUCAGGUAUGCCAGCUUUAUCCCAAUGCACUACCUAGUAUGCUGGUUUCUCGUUUUUUCAGAGUAUAUACACAUUGGCGUUGGCCCAACCCCGUCAUGCUUUGCCCAAUUGAAGAGGAUGAUCUCGGAUUUAACGUAUGGGACCCACGCAAAUGGGCCCGUGACCGAACUCAUCUUAUGCCGAUUAUCACCCCGGCGUACCCUUGCAUGAACUCUAGUUAUAAUGUUUCCGCAAGUACUCUCCGUGUUAUCGUGGAACAAUUUCAUUUUGGAAAUAAGGUUUGCGAGGAUAUCGAAUUGAACAAAGCGAAUUGGAGUGCUCUGUUUGAACCUUGUCUUUUUUUCGAGUCGUAUAAAAACUACUUGCAGGUAGACAUUGUUGCUGCAGAUGCCGGUAAUCUGCUUUCAUGGAGAGGAUGGGUUGAAUCCCGUCUUAGAUUACUUACUUUGAAGAUUGAACGUGAUACAGGUGGGAUGUUACAGUGCCAUCCGUUCCCAAACAAGUACGUUGACACAUCAAAACCGUGUUCACAUUGUGCGUAUUUUAUGGGGCUUCAGAGGCAGCCAGGUGUGAAAGUUCAAGAAAAUCAACAAUUCGAUAUUAGGGGAACAGUGGACGGUUUUAAGCAAGAGGUGAACAAUUAUGCACAUUGGAGACCGGGGAUGGAUAUAUUUUUGUCGCAUGUGCGUAGGAGAGAACUUCCUUCCUAUAUUUUCCCUCAAGGGUAUAGACGUCAAAGAUCAUUAAGGCGCACUCCUACGAAAACUUCAAAUGGAGAUGCUCAAGAGUCUGGUUCUCCUUCCUCUGAGAGGCGUUCUAGGAGGAAACAUGAUGAUGCUCCUACUGUGGACACUGGGCCUGGUAGAUUAAAGAAACAGGCCUCUGUAAGCCCACAAAAGCCUCAAAUUGUUGGCCCGGUUAUUCAAGAUCUCACUUCUGAGUCUCCAAUUGCGCCGAAGGUUGUAAUGGAGUCAGAGGAUGGAACAAAUACCGAAUCAGUUCAGCCCCAGCCAUAAGUAGGAAUAUUCCCAUCAAGAUCAAGUUCAUGUGAUUGAGCUUGGAAUUAACAACCUAAAUUUUUGAGAGGCCGAUGAGGUUUGUUGAGCAAUGUUGGUGUAGUGCGCAAGGUUUGUCAUAGACCUUACAAGUCUCUUGUUAUGUUGGUGGUUGUGUCCGAGACAAAUCAUGUUAUAACAUUGUUGUAGUUGUGCUUCUUCUAAUGGAUUUGUUUUAAGCAUGUUUCACAUAACUAUGAUUAUGGUUGGUUGAUUAAUA